UUUAUAAACGAUUGUAGCGCCGAGCUUUCGGCACCUGCUCGCUGACUGUCGUGAACACUUGAGUGUGGAUCAGUGCCACCGUAUCCGCUUGUCGCCCUCGCCACCACAUCCAGUGAUGAGGUCUGCAAUCUUGCUGGUGAUUGCUAGCUGUCUGCUGUUGCUGCAGGUGGGGAGUGUUGUUGAUCCUCCGGCCUUGUCUGCGGGCAGAGCACAGCGGCGACAGUUACAGGUGCGUCUGUCGCACUGCCGGUGCGUGGGGAGAGGCGGACGUCGCCGACAGAAUGCCACUGUCACUGUUACGGAUGACAAAGUCUGCUCAGGACUGACAACUCGAGUCAGCGCCAAAAAGGAGUUAUCUGACCGGCGAUUCCACCUGAAGAUAGUCAAAAGCCGAGUGUACUACUACAUCGGAUGGACUCUCCCCAAAACAACAAAUCAGGAAAAGAUGUUUACCUCCGGUUCUUGAAAAAAACAAGAAAUGGUCAAGAAAAAGCUCGUCACAGGCGAUGUUUCCGAGUGGCAAGAUCGGAAAGUUGUCGCCACGUGGAUUGCGAGUUCAUCACAGCCAGUCAGCGCCAUCUCAAGAACAUGGAAGUUGCCUUGUUUUUUCGGGGAAAGUUCAUCCCGCUGACCGACAACAGUCGCGCGAAGAGCUCCGUUCGAAAUCCCAGACAUAACAAGUCAGCUGGAGCUAAAUGUUCUGAGGUGGAAUGUGACCAAUGGCGACCAAAAGUAACGGCAACUCAGACCGGAGAGGGGAAUGUGACCGUUAAGUACCACCCACUACUAGGACAUGCAAUGUGCUCUAGAAGUUUCUCUGGCGAUCGACCAUACCAGAAUACACAGAACAACUGUCAGUCAUAAUGUGUCUGAGAUCCACUUUACAAAUGUGAAGAAGGGAGAAUACGUUGCUUUGAUCAGGCCAACCGACAGUACCUGUGAGCCCACCUCAAAUCCGUUUAUUGUUAACGAUGUCACGUGCUCCACGUGGCUCCCCAAAGUCAAUGCUGUUUCGCUGUCGAAGUCCGGAGACGUGAUGGUCACAUUCUAUCCACCCAACUCCUUGGCCAAGAAAAUUGAAGUGUGCAUGGAGAGAAAAGGCUCAAAGGGCUGUGUUCAUCACAAGGAAGUGCCCACGGACACCCAAAAUGUCACUUUCUUUAAUAUUAAUGAGGGGACCUAUAAAGCGAUGGUGCGUCCGGUAGGCUGCUUCGACUGUCGAGACUACCAAGACUUGGGGGUCACCUGUUCACUUGGUUUUGUUGAAUCUACAGAGGAGAUUACAGUGGGUGGGCAUACAGAGACACCUGUCAGUAAGACAGCUCUGCUAGAGACGACACCUAACUUGGACCCGCACCAAUACAAGUACAGAUGAAAACAGCAGAGGAAGAGAAUACUCUGGGACAAUGAGAGAUCAAGGCAGCAGCGAGAGACAGAACACUGAGACAACGAGAGAUCAAGACAGCAGCACACCCUUGGCAUCAACUCAUUCGGAAAACAGUACCGAGUCCACCUCAUCCACAAACCCCGAGACGGAUCCGCCAAGGAGAAGCUUCCAUCAAACCGUCAAAGACCUCUUCGUUCCUAUUCUGGUACCGACUGCAGUGUUUGUCUUCGCAUUUGCACUGGCUAUAAUCAUGUGGCUAGCAUGUAAAGGUAUGCCUGCAUGCGAGCGUGUUAGAGAUGAGACCACGGUCAAGAUCAGCAUGUCACGUGCCGAUGCACAGUCAGAGGUUCCUCCUUUAGUCCCAAGAACAAAGGAUCAGAAAACUGUGUUUAUAGUGUACACUGACCACGAUGAACAUUACCGAGGCUUGUACAUAGCUCUUGCCAACGCCCUCCGACAGCUUCACUGGACGGUGAAGAUGGACUGCCUGUGCCGAAGCGAAAACGAGGGUGACGUCAUCGCCUGGACGCACAGCACCUACCACGUCUGCGACUCCAUCAUCGUCUUCGUGUCCGGAUGUCUGGCAACCACCUGCCUCUGCGACUGGAUGUCUCACGAGAAGGUGCGGGACAACCCCAGCCAGUUUGACUGCAUCGCGCCCAGAGUCCUUCUGAAGAUCAAGGCGCGGGGCGGGAAAGAUGUGGUCUUCGUUUCUUUCGGCACGCAGGAAGAGAAAGCCUACCAUCACGACCUUUGGACUCGACCCAUCCCCAGCACCAGGCUUGCCAUCGAUGAUGCAGAAUCGGAAAAAUUACGAAGCCGGUCUCUCGAAAGAACUGUUCAUUCCCCAGACAGGACAUCGUGUAACCCGGGUGGAAGUUCUCCAUCAUCGACGUCGCCCAACGCCGACAAUAAUGUGGCGCUGUACGAAAUAUCUUCCGACGAGGAUGUGAGACCUCUCUUGAUGCGGUUCUGUGUAGAUAGGACAGCGGUUGACGAUGUUCUAGACAACAGCUUAGAAGGAAUUAAGCUAAAAAACUGGUUCAGUAUGAAAAGAAGUAAAGUGAGGGCGUCUGUGACCACCAGCUGUCGUUCCUGUAGGCAGAUAGCACUCGGUAAUGUUCGCGUGCCGCAAGAGCACGCAGAAAUUCCUUGCUGACUGCGCGCGUGCCCAGAUGUGAAUGUUCUGAUCUGGUUUCCUUCCACUUGGCAUCCUUCUGCUGAGCAUAUAUGCAUAAAGUUUGUUAGUGUUUUUUUUCGCCGUGCCAGCAACUCAAGACUAUAUCACGGCGAGUUGUUUUGUUGCUGGAACAAUUUUUUGUUUUGUGAUUUGUUUCACUGUGGCAUUAACGUCCCAAAAUGUAAUCAUUAUCAAUUCUAAAACUAUUUAAGCCAGGCAUGUCAAACAUGCGGCCCUUUGCAAGCACACCUGCGGCCCGCACAAAGGACGCUUUACACCCAUGCGGCCCUCGAAGAAACCUCAGUUUGACAAGCCUGACUUAAGCCAUGAAAAGUUGUGACAGUCUACGAUGUUCUUAUCGAUGUGAAUGAUACUGCUAUAUUCUAUAACUAUAGACCCAUUCUAAGGCAGCAAAAACAUCUGUAGAUAUUCCACAACAGAAAAGCAACAUGUGUAUUGAUACAUAUAGACGUUCCAUUUUUUUUAAGCUUCAAAAAGAGGGCAGUAUGAGCUAUGGGUAGGUAAUCCUUAAGAGUGCUGAAGGUGUCGAGUCACAAUGCACACUGAUGAGCCUCAACAUCACGCAACAGCCAGUGUGACACUGGAGAUAAAACAUAAAUGGUACAGUGCUGGGCUCCCUGCCUAAACAUAUUCUGCCUUCAGUGGCUGUAUGUCCCUUCAAACUGCCCAUGGAGCAAGGGAAUGAGAAAGGAAAGCAACAGGUCAGUAUUCCACCAAAGAUAAACCCAGUAUAAUCCUCACAUAAUCUAAUAAAGGAGUUUCCAAUAACAAUGAAUUAGAACUGUACCUAUACACAUCAUCAGGGGGAGGAAAGGGUAGAAUUGGGUGCUAUGCUAUUGCAAAAACAACUAAGGCUGUAUUACUUUACUAAGCAGCCAUCCCUGUAAACAGGUGUAACAUGCAGAGAAAGAACAGCAUGCCCAAAACAAGAUCUGAACCCAGGACAGCCAAUCUUCCUUAUAUUGGUGAAUUAGCACAAACCACCACUACUAGUCCUGACAUUCCGAAGACAAAAUCCAUGGAACUAAAUGUGGGAAGAAUUACCACUUAUUAUAAUCUCUGGAAAAAUGGUCCCAAGUUCUAUCCAGUGUGCAAGACUGGAUUGAAAAAUACCACAUGCCUUCAUCAAAUUGUGGAGUGACUAUAACAAUAAAGGGCUCAGGGGAAAAAGAUCACAUUUGAAGAAGGGAAGAUGUUGACCAGAAGAACAGUUAAUGUUUGCACAAGUCUAUGAACAAGAAAGUGACAUUGUCAUCCUGGAAAAGAAAAAAAAAUUGAAAGAGCAGAACAGCAAAUAAGGAGGUAUAUGAUUCUUUGACAAGUCAUCACUAGUUGGGAAUUAGAAUGUCACAAAAUUGAUCAUGCAAAUCAGACCUUUGCUGGUGCCCCUUUGUAUCAAUCUGUACGGUUGUAGAUGCUUUUUUUUUUCCUGAGCUCAUCUCCAGGAGUGACAAGGUGAAAAAGAAACGUUGCCUUAUGCUCUCCUUGCAGGAAAAAAUUCUUUCUUGCUUCAUGAACCUCAUCAAAGAACUAUUCAACUGAACAGCAUUAGCAACUUAUGUUACUUGGGCAGUUUGAGGAGAAAAAAGCCUUCGUGAGGCAAAAAGAAUAAAGAUUUUUAACUUUUUAUGUUCAUACCUAAUGCUAGAUUUCCUAGCCAUCAUAGCAAAUGCCUAAAAUUGUGAGCUCAUGAAGAUGAGCUGCCAUGUUUCAAUAUUUACUUCCAGACUUUUCUCAAGAACUGAUUGACCACAAUUUCUGUAAGGAAUUGAUGCAAUGACCGUUAUAUCAUGUAUUAUUUAAUAUUAUUGCAGCAUUGAGGGGGCGGAAAAUAAAAACAAGAACUUCUAAUGCAUAGUUCACAAGAAGUUUGUGUAAAAUUCAUCUUAGUGCAAUAACAGCAUCUGAUCCACAUGUUGCAUCAGAUUCAUUUAGGAAAACAAGCUUAAACACUGCCAAAAUUUGAAUUUCUCAAACUAUGUAAAAUAAAGCUAAUUUUUGGUAUAUUAUUUGAAAUGUCUUUUUCCAUCAUGCUGAUCUCAGAAAACAUCACUGCCACAUUUUGAUAUUUUAACCUUUUAUAUCUGUGUGUCAUUGUUAUAUAAUUUUGUAUGCUAUGUACAUUGCGCAAGGGCAGCUACUGGUAGUUUUACAUCCCCUUAAUUUCACCAUCUUUACAUGCAAAUAUUUCAAUGCAAUGUGUACACUAAUCAUAAAUGGCCUAUCAUAUUUGUAAAUUAAAAAGGAAAACACUGCCAAAUACCUUCUGCAAAAGAAGGCAUUUAAUUUCAAGUUGACAUUAAAAAAUGUUUCAAUUC
Molecule: messenger RNA, 4906 nt
Organism: Pomacea canaliculata
Lineage: Eukaryota; Metazoa; Mollusca; Gastropoda; Architaenioglossa; Ampullariidae
Exons: 14
Coding region: 1407-2546 (379 amino acids)
Source: RefSeq, a predicted model, not a curated record